AUGGGUUCUACUGAGGACAUUAGUCUCUCCUUAUCAACUAUUGUGAUUGGUAGUUCCUCUCGGUCACUAAUCGACCUUUCUUGGCUCUCGCCAGUACCGGCUGAAAAGGAGCAGGCCCCUCUUUAUGCGCCGGAGUGGAUAUCAGGGAUAGGCGCGGCUGUUCAUUCCGAAAGCACCAUCAAAGUGCUUAUCGCGGGUUGUUAUUAUAGCUUCUUGAUUGAGAAGUAUCCAACUAGCGAAGAAUCUGUUGAGCUACUGCGGCACCGAGUUAAGCUUCACCAAGGCACAGCCAAAGCUAGCCCUCGUGCUAGAAUAAGUGCGGCCACUAAUGAGUGCGGUGGUGUAACUGGCAGCGGUGUACAGGCCUCAGGCGAUGUAAGCAGUAUAGAGUAUGGUGAUGGUGGUAGUGGCAGUGCCAAUAAUGGCUCGAGUUUGGCGAGUCGAUUGUUCUUUCUUUGGGACCGAGCGGGAAGUGAGCUGGCAGUAGCACGGAACAAUGCCUCGGCGGUGAAAAAGCAUUUGAAGCUGGGACACUCCGAAAGGAUUGAGUCGACAGCUAAGAUUUGGGCUGAGAUUCUGAAGCUCUCUUUAGACACAGGCAUUUCUUUUGUGCCCUUAGACGAAAGUACUGUCGAGUCGGCCCUGGUUUCACUGCAACGGAGUAUUGAUAAGCAGAAAAAAGGCCGGCCUGUAAUAGCUCUUAAGAAACGGGCCGAUCCGAGCGAUGUACUCAAAGAGAUGGUCGGCAGUGUGACCGGAAUCACGGCCGCGGAAGUAGAUGCGAUAGUGCGUCGUUUUAGGAGCACCCGCGGACUACUGGAAGAGGUGCUAAAAUUAAAGGGCCCCGAAGCCUAUGUGCCUGUUGAUGGGGUAAGAAAGAAAGUACUAGUGGCAAUUAGAUCUUUAUUUACUGAGUAA
Nematocida homosporus is the source of this 918-nucleotide messenger RNA. RefSeq lists its product as uncharacterized. Lineage: Eukaryota; Fungi; Microsporidia. The transcript has a single exon. The record is from RefSeq and is a predicted model, not a curated record. Bases 1 to 918 code for a protein of 305 amino acids.